Molecule: messenger RNA, 2400 nt
Organism: Salvelinus namaycush (lake trout)
Lineage: Eukaryota; Metazoa; Chordata; Actinopteri; Salmoniformes; Salmonidae
Product: V-type proton ATPase 116 kDa subunit a1
Exons: 19
Coding region: 1-2400 (799 amino acids)
Biological process (GO): vacuolar acidification; proton transmembrane transport
Cellular component (GO): vacuolar proton-transporting V-type ATPase complex; plasma membrane; vacuolar proton-transporting V-type ATPase, V0 domain
Molecular function (GO): ATPase binding; proton-transporting ATPase activity, rotational mechanism
Source: RefSeq, a predicted model, not a curated record
AUGGAUUCCUUUUUUCGGAGUGAAGAGAUGUGUCUUGUCCAGCUGUUUUUCCAAACUGAGUCAGCUCACAACUGCAUCAAUGAGCUAGGGCAUCUAGGACUGGUGCAAUUUAAAGAUCUAAAUCCUGGAACAGUCGCCUUUCAGCGCAGAUUUGUGAAGGAGGUGAAGAAAUGUGAGGAGAUGGAGAGAAUUCUUCGGUUCUUGGAAAAUGAGGUUGUCAAAUCAAACAUCCCCAUCCCAGCAGACUUUACCAGUGAGACAAUACCUUUUCCACGAGAUGUUCUGGAUUUAGAGUCUAGCUUUGAUAAACUGGAACAGGAGCUGAAGGAGAUCAACUCAAACCGAGACACCCUCAGGCAGAACUUCACUCAACUAAUGGAGAUCAACCAUCUCCUGCAGAUGACUGAUGACUUUUUUGAGGAGGCUGAGUCCCAGCUUUCCAUCUCUGAGCUUCCUUCUGAAGACUCGGUGUACUCUUCCAGGGUGACAAGCCGACGCACCAGUUACACCAGCACCAACGGACCCCUGAAACUUGGGUUUGUUGCAGGAGUCAUCAAGCAUGAACGUUUCCCUGCCUUCGAAAAGAUCCUGUGGCGACUGUUUCAUGGAAACUUUGUCCUCCGCCAUGCUGAAAUCAAGCCCCAUGAGGAGGAGAACAUGGCUGAGGAUCCAGUGAAGAAGGAUGUGUUUGUAGUAUUUGUCCAAGGAGACCAGAUCAGAGGAAAGAUCAGAAAGCUAUGUGAUGGGUUUCAUGCCAGCAUGUAUCCAUGUCCCAACAAUGCGUACGCAAGAAAGGAAAUGAGAACAAACGCCAACACACGCAUUGAAGACCUUCGAUUGGUCCUGAAGAGGACAGAGGAGUUCCGUGCGACUGUCCUGACUGCAGCAGCAGCCAACCUCCAGGAGUGGACCACUAAAGUAAAGAAGAUGAAGGCCAUCUAUUACACAUUGAACCUGUGUAACAUAGACAUCACACAGAAGCUGAUUGUUGCUGAGAUUUGGUGUCCAGUGUCUGACCUAAACUCUGUGCACACUGCACUGAUACAUGGAUCAGAGCAGAGCGGCUCCAGUCUUAGCCCCGUCGUGAACAGAAUCCAAACCCAGCAGACACCCCCAACAUUCAACAGGGUUAACUCCUUUACCUCAGGUUUCCAGAGCAUCAUUGAUGCCUAUGGGGUCGGCAACUAUCAGGAAAUAAACCCAGCUCCAUACACCAUGGUGACCUUCCCCUUCCUGUUUGCGGUCAUGUUUGGAGACUGUGGUCACGGUCUCGUCAUGACUCUGCUCGCUUUAUGGCUGAUCCUACACCAAGAACACUUCAGGAAGCUGAAGAACGAGCUGAUUGACAUGCUGGUGGAUGGACGCUACAUUAUAUUCCUGAUGGGCCUCUUCUCCAUAUACACUGGCCUCAUCUACAACGACUGCUUCUCCAAGUCCUUCAACGUCUUUGGAUCCUCGUGGAGCGUCCGACCCAUGUUCCAUCCACACGGACCGUGGACUAAUGACACGUUGCAUGACUCUGGCCAUCUUCAUCUGGACCCCCUGGUGUCUGGAGUCUACUCUGGCAAUCCCUACCCAUUUGGUGUUGACCCGAUUUGGAAUAUUGCAUCGAAUAAGCUGUCGUUCCUGAACUCUUACAAGAUGAAGAUGUCUGUUAUCAUGGGUGUGGCCCACAUGCUCUUUGGAGUCACUCUGAGUCUGGUGAACUACAUAUUCUUCAGAAACUUAAAGGAUGUUGCGUUGCAGUUCAUUCCAGAGGUGAUUUUCAUGCUCUCUCUGUUUGGAUACCUGAUCUUCCUCAUCCUCUACAAGUGGUGUGUAGUGAUGAAGUCUGAAUCUGCUCCUAGCAUCCUGCUCCUCUUCAUCAACAUGAUACUCUUUGACUACAGCUCUGAGGGCACUGUACUUUACAGAACACAGAGACCUGUGCAAAUAUUUCUGGUGGUUGUUGCUGUGCUUAUGGUGCCUUGGCUACUGUUUGCCAAGCCCCUGCUCUUGUAUAGAAAACACAAGCUAUCAAAGCUGGUCAGUAUGGCUGACAUUUUCGUGUACCAGGGCAUCCACACCAUCGAGUACUGCCUGGGCUGCAUCUCCAACACAGCCUCCUACCUCCGCCUGUGGGCUCUCAGUCUAGCUCAUGCUGAGCUGUCUGAGGUGCUGUGGAAGAUGGUUCUGCAGGUGGCUCUGAGGGUCACCUCGGGGAUGGGUUCUGUUCUGCUGGCAGUGACCUUUGCUGCCUUCGCUGUCCUCACAGUCACCAUUCUCCUGGUCAUGGAGGGUCUCUCUGCCUUCCUCCACGCCCUACGGCUGCACUGGGUUGAAUUCCAAAACAAGUUCUACAAAGGAUCUGGGUACAAGUUCACACCGCUUUCCUUCGACAGGAUGAGAGACAUGCAGUGA